AUGGGAAUGUCAGGGGAUGCCGCUAUAGCAGUCGAAUGGGGUGUGUUCGGCAUCACAUUCCUCUUUGUCGGGCUGAAAAUAUUUGCACGGCAUCGGGCUGGUCGACUCGGCUUUAGCGACAUCUUGAUCGGCCUUACAUGGCUGAUGUUUCUGAUAACCAAUACUUGCGACAAUGAGCUUUGGAGGAGGGGGUUGUAUCGGGAUGAUCUUUCUUGGAAGGAUGACUGGUCAAAUGUGAUACCAGAUCCCGAUACUCGGAUGACGCUGAUGAAGAUCAGCUAUGCUUCUUAUUUCCCAUACAUCCUUCAACUCUGGGGUGUCAAAUUCUCUUUUCUGGCUCUCUAUUAUAGUCUCGUCAGCUCUCGACUCCCUAAACUCCGACUUGUCCUCCAUUUCAUCACCGGUUAUACCAUCAUUACACUUAUCAUAUCUAUCGUUUUAAAUCUUGCUUGGUGCACACCAAUAUCUAGAAACUGGGAUCUUGAUUCGACUGCCCGUACCACUUGCUUUGCCGGUCUCGUUCCAGACCUCGUCCCUGUGGUUUUCCAUAUUUCCUCUAGUUUUGCGCUUUACCUAUUCCCUUUCGUUCUCCUUAACUCCUUACGGGUACAUCUUCCAGGCCCACAGUUCAACGGGAUACUGGCAUUGUUUGGUCUCGGGGCUGCCUGCAUCGGCAUUACCAUCGGCAGAUUCAUUGCUAACGGAGACGAAGCCAACAUCCCAACAAUAGCUGUCUGGACAGCUAUGGAAAUGGCGAUAGGUCUGAUAGUUGUUUGUUGUCCGGCUCUCAAGAUUCUCUUCCCAGCGAAGUGGAGAAAGCCGGGCACCAUUCAAUUACAGUCUGGCAUCGAUGAGAGCACCGAUGGGAAAGACGGAGAAACCGUCAAAUCCUGGCUUAGUGUUCGAACAAGAACAAUUUCGAAGACAAGUGAAGGCAUGAGUACAUGGUACCGUGGCUCCGUUGACACCUCAGACUUGGAAAUGGAAUCCCAGACCAUUCAAACACAAAACUCGAGCUCGAACCAACGGAGAAGUGGGAGGUCCUCUCAACAGCGUCUUCUCUCUCGCAUCUCACAGUUCCGGGAGGGCUCGGUUCGAGAACCAGAGGCUGCUUAUAUGCCCGGUACUCCAUCAUUAGGCAGUACACCACCAGACCGUCGAAAGCCUUCUAGAGACGGAGCAAUGUACCCGCCUUCUGAGUUCAAGGUCGAAGAAAGCUUGCGACAAAACAAUGGAAAUGUUCAAGAGAGCGUAAAUGCACUUCGGGAUGAUAUCCUCCGAAGUAUAAGCUUCGCAUACGAUGAACAAUCCUAUAACCAUAAUCACCAUACCCACACGCAACCAAGAAAGACAUCGAGAGAAGGGUGGCGCUGA
Molecule: messenger RNA, 1374 nt
Organism: Orbilia oligospora ATCC 24927
Lineage: Eukaryota; Fungi; Ascomycota; Orbiliomycetes; Orbiliales; Orbiliaceae
Exons: 2
Coding region: 1-1374 (457 amino acids)
Source: RefSeq, a predicted model, not a curated record